Messenger RNA from Drosophila erecta, 3015 nucleotides. It is a transcript of the gene Tgi, whose product is annotated as arginine-glutamic acid dipeptide repeats protein. The coding region runs from base 939 to 2576 and encodes 545 amino acids. Gene Ontology annotation, biological process: negative regulation of DNA-templated transcription. Gene Ontology annotation, molecular function: transcription coactivator binding. The record is from RefSeq and is a predicted model, not a curated record. The transcript has 3 exons. Lineage: Eukaryota; Metazoa; Arthropoda; Insecta; Diptera; Drosophilidae.
CCCAGUCGCAAUCUUCAAGUCGCCGUUCGCCGACGAUCAGUUUGAGUUUGGCCGUGGAAGCCGCCAGUUCGGUGUCGCGUUGCUCAGUUGCUCGGUUGUUCGGUUCCUCAGUUGCACAGUUGCCAAGUUCCUAAUGCUAUAUAGCUGCUAUAGCUACUGAUACCUGGCUAUUCGUACCACGAUUUGUGGCGUGGAACGUGCGUCCAGAUCGGUUCGUGAGUGCCGCCCCGUUCCGUUUGGUUCCGUUCCGUUCGUCGGUCUCUGAAAGCGAAAACUGGCGCUCAAGUUCAGUCAGCGAUUUGUCGAUUUCUAUGCAAAUCAUUACUCGGAAAAGAAACACAUAUAACCCAGAGACAGAGUUGGAGACAGAGCCGCCAUAACAACAAAAGACGGCAAAAGCCAGAAAAAAGAGCGUGCUAUUUUUAUUUUGCUAAAUGUCGACUCGAGGCUCACGUCGCCGGAGCAGAGCCAAAGUCUCCGUUUCAACUGGCGGGAGACUGUAACCCGAGUCGCGGUUCGCGCAAAACAGAAAAAUAUAUAAAAAAACAAAAUCGCAGAAGAAAAAAACCAAGAGACAAACAGAAACAGAUUGUAUCUGUAUCUAUAGUCGCGACUUGCGGCUCGUUUUGUGUGCGCACAUUCGUGUAUCUGUAUCUGCCGCCGAGCGCAAAAAGUAAUCAUAAACUGGAAGGGAAAGAAAAACAAAUAAAUAAUAAAGGAAAAAGAAAAAGAAAAAGAAAGAGUGCCGCUUCUCAGCAUCCGCGGAGCACUUCAACUGAUACCGAUUGAUAGAUACCGCCCCCGACUUGUGAUUUGUGAAUCAGCUGAGUCGGCUUUUCGGCUGCGGCUGCCUUGUGAGAGGAUCGAUCCCCCCAGAGAUUGGGAUCGAGCAGAAGGAAGUGGAUCAACUAAUUGAGCAUACAUCAAGUUCACGUAGAAUGGCCCUCCGCUUGGAUUAUCGUUGCCUACUGGAUGCCUUCGAGGACUACUACUACCACAAUUACUACCACAAGGAAAUCCAGCGCUUGGUCGCCGAAACCGCUGGAGCCACAGCAGCAUCUCCCGCUUCAUCCGCCUCCUCGACGGCCUCCACCUCAUCCGCAUCCGCAUCCUGCUCGAGUGGACCCUCCACUUCCGCCAGUUCGCCCGGUUCGUUGGCCCAGGUGGCUGCUGCCCGAGCGGCCGCUGCCCUGGCGGACCAACAAGCGCUGGCCAGCAGCCAGAGGGCCAUGUUCUACAACGUCCAGCAUCCUCAGCAGCUGGAGCAGCUGCAUGCGUUGCAGGCGGAGUCCGGCAAUCAGCAGCAGCAUCCGCAGGCGAGCGCCGAUCCCAACGCCUCCUCCAUGGCCAACAGCCUGCUCUGGCAGCCCUGGCGAGAUCUCCAGCAGGCGGCCGCCAUGCAUCACCAGCUCUACAGGCAGCAGCAGCAGCAGCAGUUGCAGUUGCACUCAGAGAUGCGUGCGACGUCCAAGGUGCUGACCACCACCAAGUGGCGACGCGAGCGGCGUCAGCGGAGUGCCGGAUACCAGCCGCACGAGGCAGGCAACGGCGACAGGGAGCGGGAGAGGGAGCGGGAGCGGGAUCGGGAUCGGGAUCGAGAGGAUCGCGACAUGGACGGUGACAGUCCCAUUGACAUGUCGGUGGCAACGGGAGCGCUCAAGCAGAGAGCCUCACCACCGCCUCCCUAUCGCGAACCCUUGCCUGGAACCAACUACGCGGCCAACAGCCGACCCAGCGUCAUCACCCAGGCUCCACCCAAGCGAGAACCACCGGAGCAGGCCCACUCUACAGAUAUGGCGAUGUGCGACAUUGACGAGCACUUCCGACGCUCACUGGGCGAGAACUAUGCUGCCCUGUUCGCCAAGAAGUCGCCAACGCCCACGCCAACACCUACGCCCUCGCCAAGUGGUACACCCAAGCAGCAGGUUUCGCCGCUGGCCUACGGACCGCCUUCAUCAACCAGCACAGUGGCAUCGCUACACUACCAGCAGCAUCGCUCGCCGCUGGCCAAGCCGGCAUUGGUCAUUCUGGAGCCAGAAACGCUGCAGCCGGAACUGCCGCCGCCGCAGGAGGAACCGCUUCCCCUGUCGCUAGCACUGCAUCGCACCCAAACGCCGCCAUCGCCGCCACCCUCGGCCACGGGAUCGGCACCGGCGCUACCCACGGCCGUCAGCCAGGUGAUGGAGGCAGCUGUGGCGGCCAGGCGAAUCCUGGACACGCCCCACCACACGCCGCCGAGAUACAACACGCCACCGCCGCCGCCGCCGGCUUAUGGGAUAGCCGGAACCACCGUUGUGGCGCCGACAUUGACACCGACACCGACUCCAACUCCGAAUCCGAAUCAGACGCCGUCGCAGAUUCCCACGCCCACGCCCAGCAUGCCGGCCAUCAUUCGGGUGAAGGCUGAGCCAGGACUGGCGGCCGUGGCUGCCUCCUCGACGCAGACGCCGCCCGCUUCGCCCACCUCGUCCACGAAUAUCUCGAUAUUCACCAAGACUGAAGCCUCGGUGGACGACCACUUUGCCAAGGCGCUUGGCGAAACCUGGAAAAAGCUGCAGGGCGGGCACAAGGAGUAGAGGAGGAGCCAGCAGCGAGCAAACCACCAACCCACCCGCACAUGACCCGGUCCCGAUCCCGACCCCGAUCCUAAUUCCCAACACCACCCAACACAACGCAACCCAAAAGCAACCCCUGAUCCUCAACGAUCCAACUCAAGAGCUGUUUUUAUUAUAAAUAUUUCAAACUACACAAUUAACGUUUAAAGAUCUCAUGCUGAUGUGAACGGAAAUUCUUCAACUGCGAGUGUAUUACAAGUUUCUGAUAUAAUGAUUUUAUUGAAUAUUGAUAACGGUUAGCGCGCGGAUAUCUAUGAUAAUAUACAUAUACAUAUAUAUAUGGAUAAAUGUGUAUGACAAAGUGUAUACGUACAAGUGACAAAAUUUUGUAUUCUUAACGCUUAGUUGGUAGAGACUAAUCCUUAAUAAUAUACCUAUUAAACAUAAGUGAACAAUCCUA